This is a messenger RNA of Menidia menidia (Atlantic silverside), 4601 nucleotides long. NCBI's taxonomy places the organism in Eukaryota, Metazoa, Chordata, Actinopteri, Atheriniformes, Atherinopsidae. The record is from the annotation of a GenBank genome assembly.
ACGGAGAGAGAUAGAGAGCGGUAAAGAGUCGGAAAGGGAGCGCAUCUGAGGAUUAAAGGACUGCCAGGCAUGGGGGAGCCACACCAGGAACCGUGGAGGGGAGAAGCCUGUGGACCAAAGAGGAGGACGAGCAAAGGACUUCGGCAACACUAUGACAACGACCAGAUGCUGAAGAGGGAUAAACUGUUUCGACAGUAUGGAUAUAGACCUUUAUGCAACAUCAUUAGUAAAGGGUAUUAUGUGGGCGAGGUGCUAAGAUUAAAUAUAGAGGCGGAGGAAAGGUAUAGAGAAACACAUCAUAUCAAAGACAGCAUGACAGAGGUGGAAAGGCAGGAGGUGUGUGAAGAAGUGCGACAACUAACAGAGGAUAACAAUGAAAGAGUGAUCGGAGGACAAAGUCACUCAACCAGAUUUGAAGAAGAGGGAAAGAGUGUGUUGGAAGGACUAAGAUCCACAGGAGUGUGGAAGGGAUUUCUCAGGACAUGGUGUCACUUUCUGCCUGGCAGGCUGCAGGUCAGAGGUGAAGAGGGAAACCUGAGGCAGAUAGAAGAGAUACGCUCACACAUAGAGAACUGCAGGGAGAGGGAGAGAGAGACAGAGAAAGAGAGAGAGAGAAAGAGAGAAACUUUGUUGCAGCAGAAUGAAUAAAAAAUGUCCAGACAAUAAAUUACCACUGGCCAAAAUCUGAACAAAAAACAACAACUUUGACACAAAUGUCCAAUCAAAGAAGUUAGACUUGGUGAAAAGGUCUUUAGUGGAAGAACUUUGAGAGUUUAUUGAAUAUUGAAUUCCUGUCUAGUGUCUCCACACAAACUCUUUCAAUCUGCCCGCCCUCCCCAACACUCAAUUCAAUUUGGCUAAAUUAAAGCUGGAACACUCUGGAUUUCUGCUGGAUAUAAUCUUGCAGAGGUUGGCUGAUGUCAUCGAGUGCCUCUAUCCGAUUCAGCUCCUCCGGGGGCUGAGCCAACCUGCAGAGCAUGGGCAGGAGGGUGGCUGACCCAACCAAUCCAGUGCCUGCGCUGGGAGUUCCUCUUGCAGUGGGGCGAUGGGGGCCACUGUGCAGCGUCGGGGUGCAGACAUCUCCCAGACUGCGGACUCUCCCCUCCGUCAAACAGCACGGCAGUCAACCAACCACCACACAUCAGGCAGUCGCCAUGGCAACAGACAAAGCAACGGCAGCAGAAACCGGAGGGGCUAUCAAGAGUGACAGCAACAGUCUGCCAGAGUCCAAAGAGACGUCUCAAAACGAGAUCAACAGACUGACACAGGACGACAUGGGCUCGCAGGGGUCGGGGAGCGGAGUUUACUGCCAAAUCAGAACUAUACAGACAAACCCCAGAGAAACGGCAAGCAAAAGGACAGCCCGGUAUACAAAUGGCAGCGUGGUAGCCUCUGAUGUGAUGGGAGGGGUUUGCAAGGAGGCCACAGAAGGUAAGGAGCCAACCCAAGAGAGGAGAAGGGUGCAGUCUCUGAGAGGGGAAGGUCAUCGCUCAGUGUUGAAGACCGGGAGUGUUUGUACAACUUUACAUGCCACGCCACCUCGACCCUGCCGAGUGGUGACCGGUUCCCCUCAUCGCCUUUGUGAGACAUGUGGAAGGAGACGGUCGCAGAUUACACCCUGCACAGGUGCAUGUCGCAGGAGGGCGGUCAAUCUAGUAUCAGCCAGCCAGACUUUACCUAAUCCGCCACAGAAAACAUGCGCGGCUCCGACUCAAUCAAGAAAAACCUCUGCUGCUCUGAACCUUCAGCCUUGCACCAACACAAACGUAGCUAACUCACAGCAGCACAUAUCAGUGAAGACUGCUCCGAUAGCGCAGCUGUCACACACCAUACCAAAAACACACAGUUCACAGUCUAACCACACGGCGCUCACGCAGAGCAAAACAAAAGAUUCAAAGCAGAAGACAAGGCCACGUUCGGCCGACUUUACUUUCUACAAGGACUCAGCCACACAAACUACAGACAGCCACACAUACAACAACACAGAGAGGGGCGUAGCUACACCUACACAUCAUGUAUCCACCACAGGGGGGGUCAAGCCCGAUUCCACGGACAAACAAAGUCAUGAUCUAACCCAAACCCAGAACGCAGAUGAACAUGGCCAUCAUUUCACAUCAGUCAGCAUUGUCUCUAAGCCUCAACCUUCUUUCAACACAGACAGUAAAUCUAGCAGCCCCAAACCUUUUCCACCAAAAAGCUCUCUAAAGAACUCCAGUUCCAAACCAGCAACACCUGUAGCGCAAACCAAAAACCGAGAGAACACAAGUUCAUUCAAGCAAUCAUCAGAACGGAUCAAAUUCAAGGACUACCCAAAGCAGAAGAGCAAAUCGUUUGAUGACCACACUCUGCCUUGCAAGACUCAUAUGAAAGCACAAUGCAAUGGGGCCCCAGGAGGACUGUUGGGUGGACAAACGGUGAGGGUGCCACGUGGGCUGCAGAGCCAACUACAGAGUGUGGAGGAGAACCUACUGUCCAAUCAGGAGAAGAUCAAGGUGCUUCUCAAUGUAAUUCAAGACCUGGAGAAGAGCAAGGCCUUCAGCGACGGGUAAGAGAAGGGACUCGGGGAGGGAAGAACUAAAAGAGAGAGCAGGUACGAAGAAGCCGCAGCUCAUACAGAACAGGCCAGGACAUAAACAACUGUCCCACCUGCCAGAGGACAGCCUGCAUCAUCUACAGUGUGGAACAUGAUUUUCGACAGCAGGAGGGACGCUUCCAGGGGGUUAUCGAAGCCCUCGAGGUGGAAUAUGAUGUGCCUGCUUCCACUCUAACCAAACCCAUGCCGGCCCCUUCUUCCUCCAGUCGCCCCAGCACCAAGGCACGAGUCAAGAAACUGCGCAAGAAGUGUUUCUGGUGGCUCUAAUCUUUACAAAACCCACAACCGCCUCUCUGGGCUGCGUAUGAACACAAAUGUGGAUUAUAUUUCACAGGAGCUAAUAUAUUCCGCUUGAGGGGAAGGCACCUUUCUCAAAUGGGUCUGCAUAGGUUUUUAGCAAAAAUGGAAGGAUUUCUUUUUUCCCAAGUAUAAAGCUUUGAAGGACACUUCUUCACUGACAGAAUACAUCUUCAUUUUAUGGAGAAAAAAAGGAAACGCACAAAGGAAAGAAUGCAGGACCAAAAGAAGGAUUCAGAAGAACAUCAUUUCUUUUGCUGCGGGAGCUAUACUUUUGGGUUAAUUUGUUACUUAAUAUCUGAAAGUAAAGACACUAUUUUCUAGACCAGUUGUGAAGCUGACAAAAUAAGCAGCAUUGCUACUUUGGAAGGCGGCCACAUGUAUUGUCCAUAAAUCUGAGGAGUGACUGUGAAGACCAACGGACAGAAGCAUGUGCUGGCUCUUCAAAAUAAUUGUGGCUACAGCAAUAAGCAGGGAACAGGUGAGGACUUGGAAAAACCAAGGCAUUUUGGAUACAGUAAACAAAGCAAAUAUGAAUGUAGCAACAUCUUUAAACUCUUAAAAGAAGAAAAUAAGCUGAUGACCUCGCUGACAACACAUAGAUGGCUCAUCGGCAUUUUGGAGAGCCAGACAUUGUAGAGAUUUUACAAAAAAUCUUAAGAGACAAUGUGAGUGGCAGCUUAUCAAGAAGAGACAGUUUCUGACAGAUGAUCAAAUAUUCUGUUAACAUUGGCUGACAGAGUGAUUGAUUUUCUCCUUUGUUUGCAUAGCAAUUGUAAAUGUUCUAUUUCAAGGAUUUUCAUUCACACCUGCAUAGAAAUACAUGCACAAACAGACUUGCAGGCACUAAUCUACAUUUACAGUAAACCCACUGAAGCUCAAUAAACCAAGAGAUCAGUUUAGGGUAGGUCACCUAUCACUCCACUGGCCUGAAUUAAUACAAAAUCUAGCAACUGUUGUACAAUCUAAGCCAAAAUGAUAUUAAUGAAUUCUGUAUGAUUAACAGUAGCAUGUCGUGUGUGGAUAUUUAAGAAUUGUUCAAUUUAAUCUCAGGGUGGUUAGAUUAAUUCUGAAAUCUAAGACGUAAUCAAACAGCAAAUUGCGGGUAAAUAAAACUGAAAAAAUGUCCCAUGGCUUUGUCAUUCACAACAAACGGUAGUCUGCUUGUUCACAGUGACAAAGUAUGAAUUUGUUCUUUAGCAUUAAGGCCUGCCUGUCGUUCCGAACAAGAACCAAUGUCUAACUGUAACACCUAUUAAAGACAAAUCUAUCAAAAAUUAUAACUGGAGGAAGACAACCUAAAACGUACACAAUUCUGUACGGGUCCAUCCCAUUGACAGACGUACACAAACCGAAUGUUUUCAGACUCACUGAAGUAACACUUGCACAGUGUUCACAAUGCUUUUGACACUGCGGCUUAGAAAUAAACCACUGAUGUCAUGUGGGUCCUCUACAGCAACCUCUGGCUGACAUAUUGUCCCUAAUUAUGACCCCAUAUGACACCACGCUUACUGAUUCCCCAAUCUAUGUCCAAAUUGCAAUGUCAUAGCAUUUUUAUAAGGUCUCCCUUUCCCGUCAUUCUCCUCUAGGUCUUCCACUUGUAUGUGCAAUAAAAUGUAUAUUUCAAACUAGACACUGUUAUCAGCAUACUUUGUGAGUCAAAAUGACAUUAAAUCGAGGACAAAAGGAGAUACAGACAAUAUUGAUUUGU